Molecule: messenger RNA, 2040 nt
Organism: Gasterosteus aculeatus aculeatus (three-spined stickleback)
Lineage: Eukaryota; Metazoa; Chordata; Actinopteri; Perciformes; Gasterosteidae
Gene: ttpa
Product: tocopherol (alpha) transfer protein
Biological process (GO): vitamin E metabolic process; vitamin transport
Cellular component (GO): late endosome; membrane
Molecular function (GO): lipid transfer activity; vitamin E binding; phosphatidylinositol bisphosphate binding
Source: RefSeq, a predicted model, not a curated record
AGCAGCAGCGCGCUGUCAGUGAAGAGUUGGCGGCCCUCGGAGCGACAUGAACGGGGCUCAGCUCAGUGAAUUCCCGGACGACUCGGAGCUGCUGCGGGCGGCCGUGAGCGGCCUGAGGCGGAGAGCCCUGCAGGCCGGGGAGCUGUCCGCCGUCUCCACCUUCUCUGGAAAGUUCCUUGUCAAGUUUCUGCGGGCCAGAGACUUCGACGAGGAGCUCUCUCUGAAGCUUUUACUGAACUACCAGCGGUGGCGGAGAGAGAGUCCUGAGAUCAGCACCUGCCUGUCUCCGUCCUCUGUGAUUGGUCUCCUCAACACAACUUACCACGCCGUCCUCCCGCAGCGUGACCACACUGGCAGCAGGGUGCUCAUCUACAGAAUCGGCCAGUGGAACCCUAAAGACUGGACGGCCAUCCAGGUGUUCAGAGUCAGCCUGAUAACAUCGGAGAUCAUCUCCACGGAGGCGGAGACGCAGAGAAGGGGUCUAAAGGUCAUAUUUGACCUGCAGGGAUGGAGUUUGGGCCAUGCUCUCCAAAUUAACCCUUCCCUCGCCAAAAAGAUAUCCUCUGUACUUUCGGACUCCUUUCCACUGAAAGUUCGAGGAAUCCAUCUGGUCAACGAGCCAAUGUUCUUCCGGCCAGUCUUCGCCAUGAUUCGUCCUUUCUUGCCAGAUAAGAUCAAGCAGAGGAUCAAUAUGCACGGUGCCGAUUUCCACGACACUCUAAGCGACUUCUUCUCACCGCCCGUCCUACCGCCAGAAUAUGGAGGGGAGGGGCCUAACAUAGCGGAGGCCUGUCAGGACUGGACCCUUCGGCUGCUUCAGUCAGAGAAGCUCCUGCAGCAGAUUUCCAACCACCCGACAGGUGACAUCACGAUUACUCCUGAGGACGCCUUGAUUUCAGAGGAAGGGGAGACCGAGCCACUCUUUGAGGGAUGAUUUUUUUUAUUUGGCUCUUCAGAUCACACAUACACGCUGCCGUAUUUGGACUUUGGAUUUAAGACAUUCUAACACUUGCUGGCAGCUGUUUUUGAAGCUUUAACUGGUUCACCUGAUGGACCUAGUGUUCUCCUCUUACACUGCCCAUUAAAAUCUGACCAAAGAGAGACAUUUUGUAUUGUUGGGUCAAUUCUGUCCAGCAUGAGGAAAACUUUCCCAAUUUCAAGUCAAUGUUUUAAGUUGUGACUUUAAAUCCGGAUGCUGUUAGCUUAGCUCAGGUUGAAGACCAGAAAUGGGAAGAAGUUGUAGUUUGCCUCUGUAAGUGAUGAUGUAUCUCCUCCCCACAGCGUACUAAAUAUCAAGAAAUGCUGAAGUGUUGUAGUGACAUUUCGCUUAACAUCCCUGUGGAACACCCGGCAUUUAAUAUUGGAACAAGCCAUGCUAGCAGUUUUCACUGAGAACCAAAAGCACUAACAUGAUCGCAAUCUGUGUAUAGAGCAUUUAUUUCCCACAACAAAGUUAAUGUGUUUAAAUUGUAGUUGUAUCUGCUUAAUGCUCAUGUCAAUAGUAUAGUUUAUUUAGUGUUGUAACAAAAAACUGUGAAAUUGUUCGCAAUGAAUUUAGAAUUAUUUGUAGCUUCAUAGUAAUGGAAUUCAUUUAUUUUUGUUGCCAUUUUCAAAAAAUGCAAUGAAUGUAUUUAUUGUGCUCGGGUCUUUCUGAACACACAAUUGUAUAUACUUUGAAGUUACAUAAAGAAAAAGAAAAAACAAAGCUAUACUGCUUUCAUGUGGCAACACAUUUUUAAGUGUUAAAUAAUUUUGUGUUUGCAAUAUGAUUAGUUAUUUUUAAACAUGAUUUUCUGAAUAUUUGAAGCAACCAUCCAACUGUGUUUUUGUUUGUCUGAUAAUGAAUAGACAAAGAUUCAUGCACAUUAGAGGCAUGGUGAAAUAAAGGUAUCAAGACUUUGUAAAUAUAUGUGUACAUCUAUAUAUUCAGUGCUGUGAAAAAUGUUUUCCCCCUUCUUGGUUUUUUAUUUUUUUUGCAUGUUUCAAAUCAUCAAACACAAUUUUUAUAUUAAACAAAGAUAACCUGAGUAAAUACAAAAA